GUGGUGGAGUUGGGUCAGUCACGGAGGCGAUGCGCUCCUGGCGUCCGGACGUAGCGAACCAGCCGGAACUUUCUCCGUUUCUGCCCUAGAAAAGCGCGCGUCGCGGCGUUGGUUCGGGAUGAGGCGCCUGGGCGCAAGGAUGAGCGACUGCGGGACGCUUUUCACGCUCCUCCUGAACCUCCAGCUGGCUCACGCGCUGUCCUCCUCCUCCACUCCGGGUUCCGCGCACAGCGGGCCCCUCCACAGACACAGGAAUAGGAACUGGUGCGCAUAUGUGGUGCAGAGGAACGUGAGCUGCGUCGUGCAGGGGAGUGCCGAGCGCCUGCAAGAGCCCGUGCUGGCCCCCUGCCCGCCCUACCAGCCCCACUGCCAGCAACAAGUGACAUACACAACCCGCUUUCGACCCACAUACAAGAUCGGCUACAAGGCGAUCACAGAGUUAGAGUGGAGGUGCUGUCCCGGCCACACAGGUCCGGACUGCAAGGAUGCAAAGCCGACACAAGACCGCAGAACGGCGCAGGGAGCGCAGUCCUACCGACCACCAAAUCCUGGAUACUCAACCAGACACACACAACGGGCCGAGCGGAGGGAAACCGCUCACCACGAGGUGCAGCAUGGAGCCACAGACAAGACCCGUUUCCUGGAGGGGGAAGUUCAGCGUCUGUCUCAGACGGUCUUGGAUCUCCAGUCCACCUUGACGGGGUUGACCGCCAGCCUUCGCUCUGACCUGCAGGACGAUACCAGGAAAAUGCUGGCGAAGCUUCUGAACGACAUGAGACCCCCGCAGAGCGCCAACGCCGCCGGCGCAGAGGAGACCCCAGCUGUGCUUGACGGGCAUCAAACUGCGAGAGGGGGUAAUACCGAGGAGAGGGUCCUGGAAAAAAUAGUAGCUCGUUUGGAUGACAUGAAUAAUUCACUGAAAAGUAAGGAGGAUGCCUUAGAAGACCUGAGAGGAAUCACAACAAGUCACGAAGGGCAGAUCCGCGUCCUCAUGGACGCGUCUCAGUCCCAGACUCCAGUCAUACCAGAGUUUGAUGUCAUCCAAACCUACGUUGAUGGAAAACUUGAGAAGCUGAAGGCGGAGCUGAGCCAAACUAUGAAGGAGGAGGUGGCCAAACUGCAAGGCUCAUGCAACGACAAGAUCCAAAUCGUCCAGAAGACCUGCAAUGAAGGCCGGGACCAAGUCUCUGCCAGGCUGACCAAGCUGGUGGAAACCACCGAGGCUGAUCUGAGAAAAGACAUCAGAGCGCUGCGUCUGCACAUGGCUGCUGCCGACGGACCCGUCCAAACGCAGAGGCUCGCCGACCCGCCCCAAGAGGAGGGGGAGGGCCGCGGUGACCACAAAGACUUGUGGCGUGAGAUCGACCGCAUCGCAGAGGCACACCGAAUCCUAAACGUCCGCGUCGACAAUGAACUGGGUCACCUGUCCAGGCUGCAGGAAGUUCACGACUUCGGCCUCCUGGUGGAGGAGCUGGAGGCGCGCAUCAACGUCACAGAACAAAACGCAGAGACCCACUGCUUCUACAUAGAAGACAAGCUAACCAAAACGAUUUCAGACGAAGUUUCAGAGCUUCGACAGCUUCUGAAUGAAAGACUGAAGAACUUGGAGGACAGGUCCUUCACCACGGUGGAAGACGUGGACAAGAACUCCUUCCCAGGGACGAUUAAGGACUCCGUAACUGCCCUGGAGACAGAAGUCAGCAAAAACAAGGCCCUUAUUGAUGGUCUGGGAGAAAAGGUUAAUGCCUUUAGGGAUGUAUGCUCUGCUGGAUGUUCAGGAGUCAAAGUGAGGGAGGGGGGAUCUGUGCUCUCACCUGAACCUGAAGGCAACGUUUCGGAGGACCUGAGACGGCACAGAAAUGAGCUGGAUGUUCUGAGCACAAACGUACGUUCAAACACGGACAAGCUCAAGCAGCUGGAGGAGUUUGUUGGGAGGGGGGCAGUAGGAACCGCGAGGCACAUGAAGAUGAUGGAGGAUUUCCAGAAGGGGCAGAUAAACCUCCAGAAUAACAUGCUCAGCCUGGCCGGCACUGUGAAGAGAUUGGGCGACUCGCAGGCGAAUUAUGACCGGGACAUUCACAGGAUCAACUCAACAUGCUGCCAUGAAGCGCCGAGGGGUCCUGGCGGACGAACGCAAACCCUGUGGGGUCCAGCUGACACCAGCAGCCCCCAGGUGACCGAGCUGAGGAACAAACUGGACACUUUGAGGCUGGAGAUGUCAUCCCAGCUGAUGCACAGCAGGCUGAACGCACAGGGUUUGUCGGCCCUGGACCAACGAGUAUCCGAGCUGGAAAACAUGUGCGGGAAGCUGGACGGGGUCGCCGAUAACGUCAGGAAUCUGAAAGAAGGGCUGGGGAGGCACGUGGUGGAUCUCCAGCACCGUGUCUACAGGGUGAAUGCCACCUGCGGGAGUCACGGCGCCAACAUCGCCUACCUGCAGAACGCUUUGCACAAGCUCCAGGCGCAGCUGUCCAACAUGCCCAAGGACGUCCUGAGGGACGUGGCCGCCAAAGAGCCAGGAACGGACCUGAGACCGGACAAGCCGGUCGCUUCUUUCCCAGAUCCGACUAAAACCAGAACCAGAAUCCAGCAGAUCCACAUCCCCAUCAUCCUCCCGCCUCAGCCGUCCAAUCCUGGCCAACCUGCCCAGCCCGCGGUCAACGUGGUGAAGAUCAGCCCGCCGAGCGACCCGUCCAAAGCCCGGCAGCCAGUUCAGUCUGUGAGGCCCGUGGUGGAGACGGGGGAGGCGGGACCCCCCGGGUACAUCAGCCGGGUGACGGUGCGCAGAGGGUCCGAGGACUCGGCUAGGAAAUCUGUCAAAGGCUUUGCAGGAGCUCCAGGAUAUCUUCCUCCUCCUCCUCCUCCUCUGCAGCCGGCGUGGUACAAACCUGACGGCAGAGCUAUCGGGGCAGCGAAGGUCCUCUGGACGCCGGUGCAUCAAGCUCCCCCCGUCUCUCCCGUGGCCGACGGCGCCUUCGCCGACCCCGUCUCCUUCUCCGUUGGUCUCACUCAGCAGCCCCCCUUCACGGGAGAUUUUGGUUUCAUCCGCUUCAACAGGGUGCUGGUUAAUGAUGGCGGACACUACGACCCCCACACAGGGAUAUUCUCGGUUCCACAGGACGGCCGCUACCUGGUUUCGGGCCUUCUGACGGCGCAGCGCGGCGAGCGCUUGGAGGCCGUGCUGUCCGUGUCCGACCGCAGCGUCCAGAGGCUGCGGAGCUCGGAGGCGGCGGGGGCCUGCAGCUGCGGGGGCUCCGUGUCCUUCAGCCUGAUCCUCCCACUCAUGAAAGGAGACCGCGUCGGUCUCCUGAGGACGGGCGGCGAGCUGGCGACAGGCGAGGCCCGGGAGAUCCUGUCCACCUACAGCGCCGUCUUCCUGUACGCCCCCCAGGCCAGAAGAUAGCUGCAGCUGGGGGGGGGGGGCAGCAAGGACUCAUUUGGAAGCAGCUUUUUGACUGAUUUGCAUUGAAGCAGCUAUUUAUCAGUAAACGUCAGAGAAACUCUUCACCUAUAUGUUCAGUUUGUAUGCAAAACACACAUACUAAUAUAUUUGGAUCUAUUGUGAAUGUCUGUAAAACUGUCAAUGUACAGAACCAUUGACCCUCAGUGGAAUUAUUGUGGGAAAUAAACGGAUGAACCAAUAAAACACAGGAGAUUCUCUGAAAAUGAAUGAAUGCACAGGAAUAAUAAACUCACAUUUGGGAAAUAAA
This is a messenger RNA of Oryzias latipes (Japanese medaka), 3710 nucleotides long. It is a transcript of the gene emilin2a, whose product is annotated as elastin microfibril interfacer 2a. Gene Ontology annotation, molecular function: protein binding. The record is from RefSeq and is a predicted model, not a curated record. Lineage: Eukaryota; Metazoa; Chordata; Actinopteri; Beloniformes; Adrianichthyidae.